Molecule: messenger RNA, 4191 nt
Organism: Apus apus (common swift)
Lineage: Eukaryota; Metazoa; Chordata; Aves; Apodiformes; Apodidae
Product: guanylyl cyclase-activating protein 1-like
Exons: 6
Coding region: 1342-1908 (188 amino acids)
Molecular function (GO): calcium sensitive guanylate cyclase activator activity; calcium ion binding
Source: RefSeq, a predicted model, not a curated record
GCGGCGGGGCCUGCCCGGGCGGGGGGCGCCUGGGCUGCCCUGCCCUGGGUAGGAGCGUCGCUCCGUGUCCCGUCCCUCCCUGCCCUUGUCCCAAGCCCCUCCCCAGCUUUCCUGGAGCCCCUUCAGGCCCUGGAAGGUGCUCUCAGGUCUCCCUGGAGCCUUCUCUUCUCCAGGCUGAACACCCCAACUCUCCCAGCCUGUCUCCAGAGCAGAGCUGCUCCAGCCCUCCCAGCAUCUCCGUGGCUCCUCUGGACUCUCUCCAGCAGCUCCGUGUCCUUCUGUUGGGGACCCCAGAGCUCUACACAGCCUUCCAGGGCUGCUGUCUGUCACCUCAUCCCCCAGCCUGUAUUGAUAAUAAGGAUUGCCUGCUGAACUUCAUGAGGCCAGAGCCUCCCUCAGCUCCCUCCUGUGUCCCCACGUGCAUCCCAAUGCACCCACAGUCCUGCUGCUGGUGUCCCCAUGUAGUCCUGCCCCAGGAGAUGGCCUGGGCUCAUUGGCACAGCCUCAAGACUAAAGCUUGCCAGGCAUGGUCUGAAGUCUUCAAGACCUACCUGCAGCUUCGUUUCACUUGCUUUAGCUGUGUGAGCCAUUUCUCUACUUAUCAGGUGUCUAUGGCUAAUUCAUUUUACUUAUUUCUCCUUGUGUGAUACAGCCCUGCUUUUAUAUAGGCAGUAUCAGCAAGCAGUUAUUGUAGGUAGAAUGAGAUAUUUACAACUCUUAACACAAUGAUGUAAAGAAAUACAGGCCUGGUGAAACAGCUGAGGUCUUGAGAAGUGAAGACACAGGAUUGGGCAUAGAAGGGAACAGGCAUGGGGUGAUAGGAAAUGGGGCAGAGCUUUCAUGCUGGAGACACCCUGGUUAUAAACUACCUAAUGAUUAGUUAAAAAAUUGCAGGCCCAGACCUGGACAAAACUGGGUUUAGGGGUAACAAGGUAAACAUAUCUAAGAUAUGUACAGGAAACAAUUUAGAGUACAUUCAAAUGCACGUGUAUAAAGAAAGAGAAAGGUAUACAUUUAUGUUAGCAAACACACAUAUGUGAGCCUAAGUGGAAGGGAAGAGUAGAAAAGGAAAAAAAAAAAAGAGGAUGUGGAAACCUUUCAUAAGAUCAUCACAUUCCAGUGAAGGACCCCACAUGCUGACAACUUGCCAUGAGAUGCCCCCACUGCAAACACCAGAGUGAACCACAUGUCUUACUAUCCAGAGGAGCAGCAGUCAGGCUGGAUCCCUUGCUCAGCUGACACUGAUGUCCAGCGUGGACAGGAGCAGAAGGGCAGUGCUGCGAAAGCAACAGGAGGAAGAGGCUCAUUCCUGUAGCAUCAUUCUUCUGACCACACGUACACAUGGGCAAUAACAGCAGCUCCACAGUGGAUGAUCUGCAGGCUGUUGAGAUCCACCACUGGUACAAGAAGUUCAUGACGGAGUGUCCUUCUGGACAGCUGACAGAGCAUGAAUUUAAGCAGUUCUUUGGGCUUCGAGGGCUGGACCCAGAGGCCAAUGAGUACAUCGAGCAGAUGUUCCGUACGUUUGAUAUGAACAAGGAUGGAUAUAUUGACUUCAUGGAAUAUGUGGCUGCCCUCAGCCUUGUCCUCCGUGGAAAAAUGGAGCAGAAGCUGCGUUGGUACUUCAAGCUCUAUGAUGUCGAUGGCAACGGCUGCAUCGAUCGACGUGAGCUGCUCAACAUCAUUAAGGCUAUUCGAGCUAUUAAUGGUGGUGACCAUGAAACCAGUGCAGAAGAGUUCACCAACCGAGUCUUCAACAAAAUCGAUGUGAACGGCGAUGGUGAACUUUCUUUGGAUGAGUUUGUGGAGGGAGCAAGGAAAGACGAGGAGUUCAUGGAGGUUAUGAUGAAAAGUUUGGACCUGUCACACAUUGUGGCAAUGAUCAACAACCGUCGGCACAGUGUAUAGAUCAAGCUGGGAGAAAACCGUACCAAGAGACAGAAGGGUGUGCACACAACAGAAAAGAGAGACAGCAUUUUAAGAAACAAACAAAAGUUCCAUGAACACUUACAUGGCAUCAAGAACAGAAAGACUCUGCUAUAUUUGUAUAUCUGAGUGUGUGUUCCUUUACAAAUGCCAAAGCUCAGCCCCAUACAUGCAGGGCAGGUUCAGAAAAACUGCAUCUGGAUGGCAGCAUCUGAUUUGACUUCCUAAAAUUUGAAGGGCAAGUUUCAGGGCACAAAUUUCCACUUUAUUCUGUGUCCCAAAUUGUCACUUUGCAAGGGACUAAAAGUAACACUAAGUUUGUGAAGAGCAGUAGCAGAACUGGGUGAUGGAGUGUGAACAAUUUCUGACAUCUACAAAAUAAGAGCUUAAAACUGUUAUCAAUGUAGAAAACUAUCAAAAGAACGUAACAUGUCCUGUUCUUGUCACAGUAUUAGAUCAUAAACAUCAUCAUUUUUGUCUGUACCAGAUGUGCUUGGCUUUGGUAGUCUCCACAGAAGCAGCUUUAUUAAUAAUAUGUCAAAAGCUCAAAGAAAAAUCAGUCUUUAAGGCUGUUAAGUGUCAAAUCUGUUCCCAGCUGCACUGUCAGUAAUGCUGCUGUUGGUAGCUUUCUGUGGUCAAAGAAAUCUUUACCAAACAAGUCAGCAGUUUAGGAGCAGUUUCUGUAACCAAAGAAAACAUGCUGUACAGUUUCCCAAAGAAGAAGAAUUACCUGAGAGAUCAAAUCUUUUUUUAUGCUUGUUAUCCUACUGCUCUCCUCUCAUACAACUGAAUAAAUGCAGGAUGUGAAGAAGAUUCCAAUAUUGUUGCUUCACACAUCCUUUAUUGGUCUUUCUUUUCGUUCACGGAGAGAAAACCUAAAGCAAAAGAAACAACUCAGCAAGGUGACUUGUGAAUUCUGCUGUUCACUGAAUACUGGAAUGAAGUGGAUACUCUCUAUCAGUUCUGCCAUAGGCUGUGUCUUUGUGAUGGAGCAGGGACAGAAAUGGCAAACUGUGUCUUGUUGACUAAUGUUAGGUAAGGUCACAACCAGAAGCUCCUUCGAAUCCAGAGAGAGAACCAGAAGGUAAGAAGAGUGCAGAAGUCCAGCAGAGUGCCUGUGCCAUAGUUGGGUAUGUUUUUCCUGUGCAGAAGGAAGAACUUGCAGUCUUGUAACAAGACUUAGAAUGGACUUAAUUGUGCUUAUAUUUAAGCUUCUGCCAUGUCCAUAUGUAGACUGCACCAAGUGCACAGGCUUUUGUCUCAGUCAGGGGGGGUGCAGUCAGUGCUGUCACUGAACCUGGAGACAGUGAAUGAUUAUGUUUAGGGUGGGCACCAGUAUUUUGCCAGGGAGGCUCAUACUGCAGGUCCCACUGGCACAUGCACACCUGCGAUCUUAGAGCUGCCGAGAAGAAUCAGCCUGGGUGUUGGCAAACACCCUCCAGAGGAUGACUGUGAGUGUGUCCCUUGGGACUCUGCUGUCCCUGUGGGCUGAGGAAGACAGAGGCUUUUGUUCAAGAGUCUGUUGAACCUCCCCUGUACCUGUUACAAGUCCUCACUCUCCUACAGUUUCGUGGGUCACUUACAUGUAAAAGUGCAUUUUUCUAAUCAUCUGAUGCAGAAAAACCCGUAUUUUUAGUUCUUAGGAAAGAAUUGUUGUAAAAGCAGCUGAUGUAUUAAAUAAAUCACCAAGAAGUUGUAGCCAUCAGCAGUAUUGCAGCAAGCUGCUGUACACACUGUGCAGAAUCUUCUUGAUGUAAAGGAGGAGGGAUGUACAUAGUUAAUUAUUAAUAAUAAUCCUGAAUAUUUGUAAGUGGAGUUUAUGUAUUUUAUUUUUUUUAAUAGUCAUUACAGAAAACUGUUUCUUCCUUGGCUGUCAUUGCUGAUGAUGCGAGAUCAUCUCCCAGUUAAGGUGCAGUUAUGACAUUCAUAGUAGGCAAAAAAAACCACAUCAUGCUGUCACUGCACUGAGUUCCAGAUGCGUGUUUUGUUCUUCAUGUUUCUGUUCUGUUCUUCUGUUGCUGAAUGAUUCACUGGGUCUUGGCCUUGCAGCCAAGUCAGAGACCUGUCCAGCAGAGCCUGUGCCUUUGUCGGGAGCUAUGGGAAGGGAAGAUGGGGAGGGGGAGAGGAAAUCUCUGUAAAAGGGAGAAUUGUUUUCUGACCUACUUCACUUUCUUUGUACAGUUAAGAUUAAAAUAAUGUACAAUAAAUGUAUCUUGGAAUUUCCCUUCUUUAACAAAUAGAAUAAUUAGGAGGAGGAGGAUAGAA